Molecule: messenger RNA, 870 nt
Organism: Aspergillus uvarum CBS 121591
Lineage: Eukaryota; Fungi; Ascomycota; Eurotiomycetes; Eurotiales; Aspergillaceae
Product: NmrA-like family protein
Exons: 2
Coding region: 1-870 (289 amino acids)
Source: RefSeq, a predicted model, not a curated record
AUGGUCAAAGUGAUCAUCUUCGGCGCAACCGGCGUGGUCGCCUCAGCCGCCGCCCGCGCCGCCCAUGCCCGGGGCGCCAGCGUCGUCCUCGCCGCCCGCGACCUCACCAAGUCCAUCCCAGCCCUAACCCCGGAAGAUGAGAAGAACGGCACCUAUCAACGCGUCCACGCCGACCUGACCGACCCCGAAACCAUCCGCCACGCGGUCACCGCCACGAAUGCCACCCGGGCAUUUGUCUACACCGUCUUUGGCGCCCCGGACCACAUGCGUGCCAGCCUGGAGGCCAUGAGAUCCGCCGGCAUCGAGCACGUGGUCUACCUGAGCAGUUUUGCAGUGAAGGGCGAGCCCGACAGUGUCGGGCCGGAGAACUUCAUCGCGUAUGCCCAUGCGCGAGUGGAGGUUACCUUGAAUAGGGUGUUUGGAGCUUCAGGGUAUGUUGCAGUGCGGCCGAGUUUCUAUGCUACCAACACCCGAUGGUGGUUGGCUGCUGCGGCCGAGGGGAGGGUGGGAAUGGCGUAUCCGGAGGCGAAGUUUGAUUUGGUGGUUCCGGAAGAUAUUGGCCGGGUUUGUGGGACUCUCCUUGCGCAGGGCAGCAGUGUGGUGCAGGGCAAUUUUGUGAAUCUGCUGGGGCAGGAGGAGCUUGCGCUGGUUGAUGCUGUUCGGUUGCUGAGUCGAGAGAGCACCGGGCAAGAGGUGGAGGUUGUCACGGUUGGCGAGGAGGAAGAGAUCGAGUGCUUGAAUCGGGAACAGAGCCUUGGUCUUGGUCGUGGGCUGGUCGAUUUUGCAACGGACGCGGACUAUGCACGGAAUGUGCAUCGCAUCACCGGAAAUCAGCCCACAGGGUUCGGGAAAUGGGCUCAGCAGGCGUGA